GCUGCUGCUGUGCAACUCCUCUCCCCACGCUCUCUCUCCCUGCCUGCCUUUCUUUCUUUCUUCGUCUCCAACUCAAGCCCAGGGUUUCAGAGCGCCGUUCACCACCACUCUCACCCUCUCAGCCGCGGCCGCCCUCACAGGUGAUUCUUCUUCCUUCUUCUCGAACUCUCGAGAUUACCUCCCCGCAACCUCUCUUCGCCCUAUUCUAUCACUGUAGUCCACUCCGCUCGAUUUCCGAUUCUGCACAGAAACUUUGAGCAGUUCGUCUCCAGUGCCCUUUUCUAAUGCAGCUAUCUCUCUGCCUGCUUGCUAGCUUUUGCUUUCUCUGGCCCGUGGUGUGUUCUGCAUCGACAUAGGGAACUGAUUGACGGUGGCUCUCUCUCUUUUAGGGUUUUUGCUUUUUACAUUUGGUAACUGUUGCUGUUAAGUUAGUCUGCCAUAGAAUCCUCAGCUUGAGUUCAGAACGCGCUUUAAGCCGAUUGCUCCACUGCUUAUUUUACUUGGAUGUGUUUCUGAACUGGUUGCUGUUGACCGUUUUUUCUGUGUAUUUGGAUGAACUGGAUCUGCUUUGCUUUCUGAAAAAGAACAAUCUUGUUUGCUUCAGUGUUCAAUUAUUGGUUUCUGGUGGGCUUUUGAAGUAUGUAUUAGGACAUCUUACACGUUCCUCUUUGAUGAAUUUUUGUUAUUAAAAACAACUAUGAGUGAUAUCAUCCACUUUCCAGUGGAUUUUCUUUAAGGGGUGUUUUAGUUGUUCUGAUGGUUUAACUACCUGAAUAUUCUAUGGAAUUGCUUAACUCCGCCAGUUGAGAUGUAUGAAUAUGAUGACCAAGCUCCUAAUGGUCUGUCUCUUGUUUUGUAGAUACAGAUAAUAAGUCAUGGCUAUGGAAGUCACCCAUGUUCUUUUGAGUGCACAAUCAAUAGAUGGGAAUGUACGGAAGCAAGCAGAAGAUAGUCUGAAACAGUUUCAAGAGCAAAACCUUCCUUCUUUCCUGCUAUCGCUCUCUGGGGAGCUAGCCAAUGACGAGAAACCUGCUGACAGCCGUAAGUUAGCAGGUCUUAUUCUCAAGAAUGCAUUGGAUGCCAAGGAACAACAUAGGAAGGUUGAACUUGUCCAGAGAUGGCUAAUGUUGGAUGCUACGUUGAAGGCUCAGAUUAAGUCCUGUUUAUUGAAGACACUUUCUGCGCUGGAAGCUGAUGCUCGAUCUACUGCAUCACAAGUGAUUGCCAAGAUUGCAGGCAUUGAGCAUCCCCAGAAGCAGUGGCCGGAGUUGAUUGGCACGCUCUUGUCAACUCUACAUCAGUUGCCAGCUCAUGCUAAGCAAGCUACUCUGGAGACUCUUGGUUAUUUUGGUGAGGAAGUUUCGCCUGAUGAUGUGGAUCAGGAGGACGUGAACAAGAUUCUCACUGCUGUAGUGCAGGGAAUGAGUGGAACUGAAGUAAACAAUGAUGUGAGGCUUGCUGCUGUUCGGGCCCUUCAUAAUGCACUUACCUUUGCUCAAGCUAAUUUUAGCAAUGACGUAGAGCGUGAUUAUAUUAUGAGAGUUGUCUGCGAAGCUACUCAAUCAACGGAUGUGAAGAUCCGGCAGGCUGCUUUUGAGUGUUUGGUCUCGAUUUCAGCAAUGUAUUAUGAGAAGUUGGCCCCUUACAUUGAGGAGAUAUUUAAGAUCACAUCAAAGGCAAUGAAGGAAGAUGAGGAGUCGGUGGCUCUUCAGGCAAUUGAGUUUUGGAGCUCAAUAUGUGAUGAGGAAAUCGAUAUCUUGGAUGAAUAUGGGGGUGAUUUCAGUGAAGCAGGCUCUAGCAUACCUUGCUUUUACUUUAUCAAGCAGGCUCUUCCUGCUCUUGUUCCUCUCUUACUGGAGGCAAUCCUGAAACAGGAGGAGGAUCAAGAUCAAGAUGAAGGUGCAUGGAACAUUGCAAUGGCUGGAGGCACCUGUCUUUAUCUGGUUGCACGUACUGUAGGGGAUGAUGUUGUUCCGCUUGUAAUGCCAUUCAUUGAACAAAAUAUCACAAAGGAGGAUUGGAGACAAAGGGAGGCUGCUACUUAUGCUUUUGGCUCAAUCUUGGAGGGGCCAUCCAUAGAGAAACUGACACCCAUCAUUACUGUGGCUUUGAAUUUCAUGUUGACUGCCCUAAUGAAGGAUCCAAAUAACCAUGUGAAAGAUACCACUGCUUGGACUCUUGGUCGUAUCUUUGAGUUUCUCCAUGGGUCGACAAUUGAUGCCCCUAUAAUCACACAAGAGAAUUGCCAGCAGAUCAUUAUGGUUCUGCUUCACAGUAUGAAGGAUGCACCAAAUGUAGCUGAAAAGGCCUGUGGUGCCCUUUAUUUCCUUGCCCAGGGCUAUGAAGAUGCAGGGGCGUCCUGUCCUCUUACUCCUUGUUUCCAGGAAAUUGUGCAGUCCCUCCUCACUGCUUCUCACAGAGAAGAUGCAUCAGAGUCGAGGUUAAGGACUGCUGCAUAUGAAGCUCUGAAUGAAGUUGUGAGGUGCUCUACCGAUCAAACUGCACAUUUGGUUUUGCAGUUAGUUCAGGUCAUCAAGGAUGAGCUUAUGAAGAGCCUUGAAGGGCAGGCAAUUGUGUCAGAGAGAGAGAAACAGGGUGAGCUGCAGGGCCUGCUUUGUGGAUGUUUACAGGUGAUCAUUCAAAAGCUGGGAUCUUCAGAACAAACCAAGAAUGCCUUGAUGCAGCAUGCUGAUGACAUAAUGAGACUCUUCCUAAGCGUUUUAGGUUACAGAAGUGCAACUGUUAGUGAAGAGGCCAUGCUAGCUAUUGGAGCCCUUGCCUAUGCAUCUGGUCCAGAUUUUGAAAAAUAUAUGCCGGAGCUAUUCAAGUAUUUGGAGAUGGGCCUUCAAAAUUUUGAGGAGUAUCAGGUUUGCUCUGUCACGGUUGGUGUUGUGGGUGACAUCUGCAGGGCCUUGGAAGCUAAAAUUUUGCCUUACUGUGAUGGUAUCAUGACCGAACUCCUCAAAGAUCUAUCAAGCAAUCAGUUGCAUCGAUCCGUGAAGCCUCCAAUAUUCUCCUGCCUUGGUGAUAUUGCGUUGGCUAUAGGUCCAGAUUUCGAGAAGUAUCUAAUGUACGCCUCUCCAAUGCUCCAAAGUGCUGCAGAGUUGUCUGCACACACAGAAGGUGCUGAUGAUGAAAUGAUUGAGUACACGAAUGCACUGAGGAGCGGGAUUUUGGAGGCAUAUUCUGGAAUCCUUCAAGGUUUUAAGAACUCAACCAAGACACAGCUCUUAAUUCCUUAUGCACCACACGUGCUUCAGUAUUUGGACAGCAUGUACAAGGGAAAGGACAUGGAUGACUUGGUGAUGAAAGCCGCAAUUGGGGUACUUGGAGAUCUAGCUGAUACGCUGGGGAGCAAUGCUGGUUCUUUGAUACAGCAGUCUCUUUUCAGCAGGGACUUCUUGAAUGAAUGCCUGUCAUCCGAUGAUGAAAACAUCAAGGAAUCUGCUGAAUGGGCCAAGCUAGCCAUCACAAAAGCCAUCUCGGUAUGAAUGACAAUGGAGGGAGGUUGCUGCUCGGCGAAUUGGCGUGCUCUUUCCUUAAGAGAAGUCUUGCCAGCGUUCGGUGUACCUGAGUAAUUUUUGCGGGGUUUCUCCAUCUAUCUGCUCAUUGAACAACAGUUUUCAGAUGGCAAAAAUCAUUGGUUUUUGAACAGAUGAAUGUAGGCUAAUGGACAUCAGGUGUCUUCUGGUUUACAAGGUCCUUUUCUCUCGUUGCUAGAUAUUAUCGUUUGGUUACUGGUCUAUAUGUCGGUCUCAUCCACCAUUUUAUUUUGCUUCUGAGUCUCUUUCUUGGUUAUGGCAUCAUUCAUUGUAGUUCUUUCUAUUUGGUUUUGCCUUCCAAUUGCAUGAAUAAGACUAUAAGAGUAAG
Messenger RNA from Linum trigynum, 3870 nucleotides. NCBI's taxonomy places the organism in Eukaryota, Viridiplantae, Streptophyta, Magnoliopsida, Malpighiales, Linaceae. The record is from the annotation of a GenBank genome assembly.